UUUAAGUAACAUCACACUCUUUGGAAUUGUGUCAAGAACAAUAGCAAAUUCUCUGGUUUAAAUUGGUAGUUGGAUUUUUUGAAGAAAUUCAGUGACAACUACCUGUGAGAAUUAACUUACUGUUUCUGUAGUGUCGUCUGCCGGUUCUCUGAAGAAGCACACUCAGUCUGGGGUUUUUUGCUCAGAAGAAAAUACUUUAUUUCAAGGAAAAUAAAGUUGAGAGUUCCUUGCAAGGUGAUGUGUUGUGAAUGUUAUGUGGUAUCUCCUUAUAUGGGGCGGUUCCACAUAGUCAAACUUUUAUAAUACCUCCCUAGAGAGAAGAGGCCUCCUGCUUGAUUUAUUAUAAAGAAAGGCCCUGUAUAAAUGUCUGACCAUAUGUUUCUCAUCAGUUUUGUACAUUCCAGCACGUAGGCAAAUUUGUUUCUAUACUUUACCUAUAAGAUUAUAAUGGAAUAAUAACUAGCAACAAUAAUGGCUAGAUUCACAUUGAUUAUAUACUUGAUUGAUUAAAAUCUUCUACUGUAACGUUUUCCGAACGCAAAUGACAAAUUUCACGCCGUGAUUUCAGUUACCACGUGAUGAGAUGAAAUAAUCACUGAAUCGUUCUUAGAACUAGUUAAUCGACCAACUGUUCGAAAGAACUGAAUGGGUCAGACUCCUCUUCACUACAGGCUGGUGUUGGUUGGUUUGUAUUUUUGAGUCCACCUCACGUGCGCCACACAGUGGUUGAAGUGCAGUAGCACUAGACGUAGACGGCGCUCUGCAUAGGAGCUGUCCAGUGUCUCGGUGCUGAAACUUACUCCUUCGGCUCUCGGCUAACAGCAAGAAAGGGUCAUACAAUUCUCAAAUAGGCUUAACAACCCAGCAACGAGGGCCUGGUUGAUUCAGAUGCGUCAGUACAUGGACAAAGGGCUGCAGAUAAACAGAGGAAGAAAGGACGUGGUGAGAACGACGGGGGAAAGAGAGACUGAGUAAGACGUGGAGAAGCGCUCACUCUCUCAGCAUUAUGUCCUGGUCUCUGGACUUGGUGCCGCUUCCCCCAUGUGCGUUGAUGGGAGGUCCCCCCCUCAGCGGGCUCCUCUGGACCGUCCUCUUCCUCUUCCUCUGGUACUGCUACCGCAUGGGUUCUGACCCACCAUCCAAUUCUGGUAUGUUAAAAAGUGGCUCUGGCCGGUCCUCAUUCUCUCGCUCAUCCAGCCGUUGCACGGUUGAUCCCAGACACUCUGCACCUAAAGCAUCAGCGGCCAUCAACAUGGAGACGCUGGAGGAAGAGGAGGGCACAGAGAGCUACCUGACACCAGUGUUGAGCCACGCCCUGUUCCCCACUGAGGCUGCUGCAGAAAGCAGGAAGUUGUAUAGAGCACUACAGGAGUAUGCCAAGCGCUACAGUUGGGCUGGCAUGGGGCGAAUUCACAAGGGCCUGCGCAAUCAGGCCAGGAUCAAUGAUCGGCCAUCCAUUCAGAAGCCUCAUCUCUUCUACCUCCCAGAUGUUCCCAGCAUACCUUUCUUUCCCAGGGAUGCUCAUCGUCAUGACAUCGAGGUUCUGGAGGCCAGCUAUCCCAUAAUCUUUGCUGAGUUCCAAGCUGUGUACCAAAGGGGGAUUGAAACAAAGCUAGGGUGGAGCUACCAAGGACCAAAGGGCCAGACAGUGUUCCCGCUCUAUAGUGCUGGAGUGUGUGUGGCCAGGAACUGCCGUGCGUGUCCGUGUACAUACCGAACGCUCCUCUCUCUCAGAACCUUCAUCAGCAGUAACUCUCUGGGAUCAGCUGGCUUCUGGCUCCUGGGUCCUGGGGCCACAUUGGGAGGGGUCUAUGGCCCUACAAACACACGUCUGCGCUGUCAUCUGGGUCUUCAGACGCCUGCUCAAUGUGAGCUGGUGGUGGGCGGAGAGCCUCAGUGUUGGUCAGAGGGACACUGCCUCCUUGUGGAUGACUCCUUCCUGCACACCAUCUCACAUAACGGGGGAGCUGAAGAUGGUCCCAGAGUUAUCUUCAGUGUAGACCUGUGGCAUCCUAACGUGGCUGCAGCAGAGAGACAGGCUCUAGACUACAUCUUUGCCCCUGAGCAGUAGUUCUAGCUGUAUUUCCCAGGACGCACCAGUCAAACCCACUUCAUGUCAUAUUAAAAUGCAGAAAAUUUUGUUUUAAAGUUCGCAAAACAUCUUUUGAUUUAGUUAAAAGUUCAUAUUGAGGAUAUUUAUCAUUUAAUUACUACAUACUUUGAUGUCUGACUCUUGUUUGACUGAAACCUUUUGAAAUAUUUCAAACAAAUGACUUCAGUCAGAACUGAUCAUAUGGAUCAGACGACAUAUUGACUAUCUUGAGCCCUGAGCACACAGAUAACUGUGACAACACGCGAACAAUUUUUGAACUUCAUAUCUACAUUUGACUUGUGCCUGUCUUGAUAAUCCCGCAUUCCUGUUCUAUCGUUAUUGUGCCUGAUUUCUCCUCCUUACCUCUCUAUUGUAUACUGUGAUACAUGGUUCUCCGUAAAUACUGUACACGUGACUCACGGUUAUGCUACAUAUUUUGCUUUAUUUCAUCAGAUGGUGAUUUAUUUUCAAACCUGUGAAGCACACACUGAAGACAACAUACUGUAUAUGACCAGAUUACCUGCAUGUGUUGUGACUUUUGACUGUGUUGCCACCAAUGCACUUGAUGACUGUCCUGCAAAUCAAGUAUGUAUUCAGCAGAGUUCAAUUAAAAAAUAAAAGGUUUUAUUAAA
Messenger RNA from Carassius gibelio (silver crucian carp), 2724 nucleotides. Its product is annotated as aspartate beta-hydroxylase domain-containing protein 2-like. The coding region runs from base 1007 to 2071 and encodes 354 amino acids. The record is from RefSeq and is a predicted model, not a curated record. NCBI's taxonomy places the organism in Eukaryota, Metazoa, Chordata, Actinopteri, Cypriniformes, Cyprinidae. The transcript is spliced from 7 exons.